This is a messenger RNA of Sitophilus oryzae (rice weevil), 369 nucleotides long. RefSeq lists its product as uncharacterized. The record is from RefSeq and is a predicted model, not a curated record. The coding region runs from base 1 to 369 and encodes 122 amino acids. The transcript has a single exon. NCBI's taxonomy places the organism in Eukaryota, Metazoa, Arthropoda, Insecta, Coleoptera, Curculionidae.
AUGUUACUCCAACUUCAAACGAAUCAUUGUAAAUUAAACAUAAUUCAAACAUACGCCCCUACAGCAGAUAAAUAUGACGAAGACAUAGAGGAAGAAAUUGAGGAAUUCUACAACGAAAUCAAUAACAUCAUGCAAUCUCUAAAAUCAAGGGACAUAACACUAGUAUUAGGAGACUUCAAUGCAAAGAUUGGCAGGGGAGAUUUGAUAAUUGUGUGGGAGAAUAUGGACUUGGUAGGAGAAACGAAAGAGGCGACAGACUGCUGCAAUUUUGCCAAGAGAACGAUUUUAUUAUAUCGAACACGUUCUUCAAACUUCCAAACCGUCGUUUGGUCACCUGGAAAUCUCCGCAAGACAACAAACAAAAUAUAG